AUGAUUGCUCCAGUAUUUAUACUCUGUCUCAUCACGCUACUACUCUUGGUUGAAGCAGCUGCACGAGGCUCUAUUCAUCCGUACAUUGUCUUUUUAAAUUCAUCGACGGUAGCAGCAAGCAAUAAAAGUUCAUUGAUGCCCAGCCUUCAGAAACGUUCUACUACCCGGAUAGCAAAUAAAUUAUCGUCCUUUCGAAACAACAGGACAUCGAUACCAGAGAUUUACUCCAUUGGUAAUUUUCAUUGGUAUGUUGACUCGAUGAACGAUGUAGACGCUCAAGUACUUGCUCAAAACGAACAUGUCUCGCAUUUACACAAGGAUGAUCCUAUCUUUCACAUGACCGAACUAGUGCAAACCGAUGUCCCAAGCUGGGGACUUGACAGAAUUGAUCAGCGCAAAGGAGAAGACGAUAAAUUUCAUUUUCCUUCAUCCGCAGGUGAAGGCGUAGACGUCUAUCUGAUUGAUACCGGCGUCAAUGUUGAUCAUAUUGAUUUUGAUGGUCGCGCAAUACAUGGUCCAGCUUUUACGUCAGGUGGAAAUCAAGAUCCAACUGACAACAACGGCCACGGAAGCUUUGUUGCCGGCAUCUGUUGCGGAAGAGUACACGGUGUAGCGAAAAAGGCCAAUAUCAUCUCACUGAAAGCGCUUGAUCAAGGUGGUUCUGGAAGACUCAGCAAUAUCUUAUUGGCCUUGCACUGGGCUGUGAAGCGACAUGUAGCAAAUCCGGGGGCAAAAUCCAUCAUAAACUUAUCACUUGCUGCCGACUUUCAUCUGCCAACCAAUCAAGCAAUUGAGCAAGCCAUAGAGCUUGGGAUACAUUUCUCAAUAGCAGCUGGAAAUCAAGGAAAAGAAGCGUGCAGAUACUCACCUGCAUCCGCUAAAAAUGCACUCGUAGUUGGAGCCAUCGAUCAAGAUGAUUCGAUUGCUUCCUACUCAAACUUUGGAUCUUGCGUCAGUAUUUAUGCUCCAGGAACAGCCAUCACAUCUGUCUGGCACAAUCAUAGAACUGCAAUACACACGCUCUCAGGCACGUCCAUGGCAGCACCUCAUGUCACAGGUGUCAUGGCUAUUUUACUUUCUCAACAAGAUUACACCCCUGUUGCAUUGAUCGAGAAAGUGAGAGAAUCUGCAACUUUAGCCAUCAGUUCAAGAACAGAGAGUAAUGAUAUUGUAGAUGAAAUAUCUCGGUUGACAGGUGUUGAGCACGAAGACUCCAGCGUCAUCAAAGUACUAUACAUGGAUUCAUCACUAGAUGAUUUCAUCAGAACAGAUAUCGUCUCUUCAUCCAUGGCUAGCAAAAGGCACCAUUUGAUGCCAGUUGUCUUUUAUAUUGCAAUACUAUCAGUAUUUUUGAAUUUACAUGGACUUUUACUGUAA
This is a messenger RNA of Mucor velutinosus, 1377 nucleotides long. RefSeq lists its product as uncharacterized. The transcript has 5 exons. Gene Ontology annotation, molecular function: serine-type endopeptidase activity. NCBI's taxonomy places the organism in Eukaryota, Fungi, Mucoromycota, Mucoromycetes, Mucorales, Mucoraceae. The record is from RefSeq and is a predicted model, not a curated record. Gene Ontology annotation, biological process: proteolysis. The coding region runs from base 1 to 1377 and encodes 458 amino acids.